AUGAUAAAAGGAAGCAGUAGAGGUUUAGUAGGAGUAUUAUUAAGUUGCCCAAAUUUUUAUGAGAAAGAUCCAGUACUUGAUGAAGAAGUUAUAUGUGGAACGGAACUACAGCAAGUAACCACCAUAACUGACAAUAGUACAACAAAAAAACCUGGAGAGGUAGAAGAAAUGCUUACAAGUGAAAUAAUAGAAUCUGAUUACUAUAUUAUAUCUCUGCUAGCAUCUGGUUACCCAAAUGUUUUACUUAAUGAGGCAAGGUAUCUAGACAAUGAGGCUAUUGACAACUACAAAAAGUUACAAAUCACAUCAUUAAAAAAUUCUAGCAUUAUAAUAAAAAGUAAUAAGGAAUAUAUUAAUAAUAUAAAGUUGAAUAUUGAUGAUCUAGAUUCAUAUGUAAAUAUUAUAACUACUAUUCUGUACCCAAAAAUAUCUGAAAGUAUUGAAGAAAUGAAAGAAUCAGUUUGUGAACAUAUUUCGGUAUUAAGCAAACUUAAUAAAAUAAAAAAUUCUUUUCAAAUUAUUAUGGACUUGAUAGAUUUACCCAAUUUAAUAAAUAACUUAAUAAAUGCUAAUAUGAUGGAUGAAGCACUAAAUGCACUAGAAUAUGGUGAAUCUUCAAUAAAGCUUGUUGAAACAUACUUAAUCGCUACUUCAUCAUCAUAUAGUAGAAAUAAAUCAGAAACUAGUUGUUCAUUACUACUUUUAGAUACAGUAUAUGAAAAGUUACAAAAAAUGAGGGAACUAUUUUAUCAUACUUCUAAAUUAAAAUUAAUUGAUAGCCAAUUAUCUCUUAUACAGGCUGUCAAUAUUAUUGGACAGCUUAGAAGGUUAAUGUUAUCUAAACAUAAUAUACUUGCAUUAGAUAAUGAUGUAAGUCCUAAACAAAAUCUAAAUGAAUCUAACACUUAUAAGCCUGUGACUAGUUCUCCCAGCGAUAUUAACUAUAUCCUAGCAAAUAUUUUUCUAGAAUGUCGAGGGGAAUAUUUGAAUUCAGAAUAUGCAGGAAAAGCUAUGGCAACAAUUAGUGUCAACCCCUAUUUGGCUUUAACAACUGCAAUGAGUUUGUUUAGUACACCAUUGCUAACUGUUGCAUCUAUUUUCGAUUCAAUAUUUCCUGAUCAGGAUUUGCGUAGGAAAACUUUAAUUCCGUGGGCUAAUAAGUACACAGAGUGGUUUGCUCAAUUGAUUAAAAUGGCUCUGCAUUUUAAACUAAAUGAUGGAGUUGAAAAAAUAAGUACCUUAUCUAUUGAACCCAAACUUGUAAAUUCAUUAACAUGUAAAACAAUAUAUUCUGCUAAUUUGGAUUUAGAUGAAUUACCACUAGCAGCUUCUUGUUGUCAGGCAAUAUAUAAACAAAUGUAUGCUCUAUUUUCAUCUUCUGGAACUGUCUCUUCUUUAAUACUACCUUUGAUUGAGACAUAUAUGAUUGAAUAUAUCAGGAAGUUACUCGAAUUUUCAAUUGAAUCAUUUAAAUUUGAAUUAAAAAACUUUGAUUGGUCAACUAAGAAUAAUUAUAUGGCGUCAUUAUCAAUACUUUCAUCUCUUUCAUUAUCAUCUCUAAAUCUUAAUAAUGGAAUAAACAAUAAUCCAAAUUCGAUAAUAAACUAUCGUCCUCUUGCUGUACUUUAUAAUGAAUUUACACAUGGAAUGAAUGAAUUAAGACAAUGUCCUAUUUUAUCAAUACAACCAUUUGUUGUUGAUUUGGUAAGAGACUUCUUAUCAAUAUUAAUAAAUGAGAUAAAUGAACUAUUUAGACAAAGUACACCAUACAAUAGCUCAAUUAAUGACAGCAUAAAACCUUUAUUCAUAAAUAUUGAUAAUGUUUUAGAUUUUACAAAAGUAUUUGUUUAUGAUUUUGUUCCCUAUGUUGAAAAUUGUCUAAAUUUUACUUUUGAUUUACCAGAUGAUCAGAAUAUAACUAAACCUAAUUUUGAAUCUGAUGAAAUAAACCCAAUAAGCUAUAAAACUAAUCAAAAUUUCCAUAAUAUAAAGUUAGAUUUAAAUUCUGAAAAGUUUAUUGCACCUUUAAUUUUAAAGUUAAAUUCAUUUUCAAAACCUUAA
This is a messenger RNA of Cryptosporidium muris RN66, 2061 nucleotides long. RefSeq lists its product as uncharacterized. The transcript has a single exon. Gene Ontology annotation, biological process: intra-Golgi vesicle-mediated transport. Bases 1 to 2061 code for a protein of 686 amino acids. Lineage: Eukaryota; Apicomplexa; Conoidasida; Eucoccidiorida; Cryptosporidiidae. The record is from RefSeq and is a predicted model, not a curated record. Gene Ontology annotation, cellular component: COG complex.